AUUCCUCAGCGAAUAAUAAAUAUGUCUGUUACUCUCUCUCUCUCUCUCUCUCUCUCUCUCUGUGCACCGUUUAAGAAGAGGUUGAUCUGUUCGGAGUUAUUUUCUCUCUCUUGAUUUUCACAGCAAUAGGCAAGUUUCAUCUAAUAUGGACUCUCCCAGAAAAGUUCAAGCCGGUCUGGGUUCUGUGAGAUUCAUGCUGUUAGGCACAAAUUUUGUUUGUUCCUCUUAUUUGUAUCAGACUUUUUGAGAGAAGUACCUGAUUUGCCUUCCUCCUGGCUUACUUACACAGAUCUCUCUCUUUCUCCGUGAGUUCAAGUCAUCUCAGAGUUCUCUCUUUUCUCUUAUUUUUCAGUGUUUUUUAAUGGGUAUUUGAUAUUGUACUUGUUUGUGAUUGAAAGCCCCAUUGCCGGUCUGGUAUAAAACCCUAGAAAUUAGUCCCAACUGCUCAAAAAACCCAUCUUUUCAAAUUCUCAAUUUCUAGUUUCAAUGAUGAUGGUUUGUGGGGCAUUUAAAUUGUUCAUCUGGGUUUCAUUCAUGUUAUCUUUGUUAGGCUUUUCUAGUGGAUUUAAUCCUGCUGAUGAGUACCUAGUAGACUGUGGAUCACCCACCAACACUUCUGUGGGUGAUCGUGUAUUCUUGGCCGAUAACUCGGCCUCAAGUUUCCUUUCGACCCCUGAAAACAUUUUGGGGAAUACUUCUUCAAAUUCCAUCACAUCAUUUGAUGAUUCGCAGCUUUAUCAAACGGCAAGAAUCUUUAAUGGAACCUCUAAGUACACCUUUCCGAUCAGCCAAAGUGGGCGGCACUGGAUCCGCCUUUAUUUCUUCCCAUUUGUGUAUGGGAGUUACAAUUUGAGUUCGGCAAAUUUCUCUGUUUCCACCCAAAAUUAUGUACUUCUUACCAAUUUCAAUCCUCAAGACGCUUCUGUCAAAGAAUUCUCAGUAAAUGUUACGUCAAGCACCCUUGUAAUCACCUUUGCUCCUUCUUCGAAUUCGUUUGCCUUCUUGAAUGCGUUGGAAAUUGUAUCGGUCCCUGAUGCGCUCAUAACUGAUGAUGCCACUUCUGUAAAUCCAUCCGAGAAAUUCCAAGGCCUGUUUAUGCAGGCAUUGGAGACGGUUGCCAGGGUGAAUAUGGGUGGACUGACAGUCUCGUUUAAGAAUGAUACAUUUUGGCGAACUUGGGUUCCUGAUCAAAGUUUCUUAGUACAAAAGAAUCUCGCUACAAAUGUAUCAAAUGUCAGAGCUGUCAAGUAUCCUACAGAUGGGGCAACACCAGAUAUUGCUCCCCCUGCUGUCUAUGGUACUGCCACUGAGAUGAACUCAGCGGAUGAUCCCAAUAGCAAUUUCAAUGUGACAUGGGAGUUUCCUGUGGAUCCAGGGUUUCAGUACCUUGUUCGGUUUCACUUUUGUGAUAUAGUGAGUAUAUCUCCUUACCAGCUCUACUUCAAUGUUUAUAUUGAUUCCUGGAAUGUUGCUCCGGACCUUGAUCUGAGUGCUAGAACACUUGGCAUUCUGGCCACGGCAUAUUACAUGGAUUUUGUCACAGUGUUAGCAGAUAGCGGUAAACUUCGUGUAAGCAUUGGCCCAUCCUCCGUUAACAAUGCUUAUCCUAAUGCCAUUCUUAACGGACUGGAGAUUAUGAAGAUGAACAGUUCCAUUGGCAGCCUCAGUGGGGCCUCUGUGGUGUCUUCCUCAAUCCCAACCUCCAAGAAGAAUGUCAACGUGAUAGUGGGUGUGAGCAUCAGUUUGUUUGUUGUGGUGGUGUUGGCCGGCAUUCUGUUUUUUAUGUACAGAAGAAGAAAACUUGCACGUCUUGAACAUUCAAAAACAUGGGUUCCUUUAUCCAUGAAUGGUGGCACUUCCCACACUGUGGGAAGUAGAUUCUCUGAUGGAACAACUGUUAGUGCUGGUUCUAACUACGGGUAUCGCUGCCCUUUUGCUGCUGUUCAAGAAGCAACAAACAACUUUGAGGAGACUCUGGUUAUUGGAAUUGGUGGUUUUGGGAAGGUUUACAAGGGAGUUUUAUCGGAUGGUACAAAAGUGGCUGUUAAAAGGGGUAAUCCACGGUCCCAACAAGGUCUUGCCGAAUUCCAAACUGAAAUUGAGAUGCUAUCUCAGUUCCGCCACCGCCAUUUGGUUUCCUUGAUUGGGUAUUGUGAUGAGAAGAAUGAGAUGAUAUUGAUUUAUGAAUACAUGGAGAAUGGGACCCUCAAGAGUCAUCUCUAUGGCUCGGGUCUUCCCAGUUUGAGUUGGAAGGAGAGGCUUCAGAUAUGCAUUGGUUCAGCCAGAGGACUUCACUACCUUCACACUGGCUAUGCAAAGGCAGUUAUUCAUCGUGAUGUCAAGUCUGCAAACAUAUUACUUGAUGAGAAUUUUAUGGCUAAAGUUGCUGACUUUGGGCUUUCAAAGACUGGACCAGAGAUUGAUCAGACUCAUGUAAGUACAGCGGUGAAAGGGAGUUUUGGGUAUCUUGAUCCUGAAUAUUUUAGAAGACAACAAUUGACAGAGAAAUCAGAUGUGUAUUCAUUUGGGGUGGUUUUGUUUGAAGUUCUUUGUGCAAGGCCUGUAAUAGAUCCAUCACUCCCAAGGGAGAUGGUGAAUCUAGCUGAAUGGUCAAUGAAGUGGCAGAAGAGGGGGCAGUUGGAGCAAAUAAUAGAUCCUAAUCUUGUUGGGAAAAUAAGACCAGAUUCUCUUAGAAAAUUUGGGGAAACAGCGGAGAAAUGCUUGGCCGACUAUGGUGUUGACAGGCCCUCUAUGGGAGAUGUCUUAUGGAAUCUGGAGUACGCACUACAGCUUCAAGAGGCAAUUCUCCAAAAUGAUCCUGAUGAAAACAGUAGUAUUGUCAUUGGCGAGCUGUGUCCACUGGUCAGUGACUUUAAUCCUGUUGAUGCAAGUGCUUCAGCUGCUCAGUUUGAAUUGUCAAACGUAGAUGAACUUUCAAAUGCUUCAAUGAGUAAGGUGUUCUCACAGUUGGUGAAAUCUGAGGGUAGAUAAUCGAAUGAAGAUGGUAUGUAAUAUGGGUUGAGCUCCUCUUUGGUUAACGUCUUUCUUGUUCAUCCUCACCAACCACUGCUCGCCGCAUCAGGGUGCACAAAAAUGUUAACUGGCAUACCUUGAUGUGGCUUGCUGCAAUUGCCCAUUAGCUGAAAUUAAGAGGGGUUGUGCCCAUAUUAUGUGGCUAUUCAUUAGUGUAGGCUUCUAUAAGAGACUAGAUUCAUCACUGUAGGCUUCUAUAAGAAACUAAAUUGUUGAUGGAGUUUUUCAGCAAUCAAACUACGUCUGCAUUCUGAAUUCUAUUCAGAAGGGGUGAGGUUUAGCGAGUUUAUGCCGUCGAUUUUUAUUACAAUGUUACAAUGUUGUUGUAAGUUGCUUUGUUGUGUUAUAUCUUCAAUUAUGUUAACUGUUGGUUUUAAUAAUGCAUCUUCUUCUGCUUCUGCAA
This is a messenger RNA of Cornus florida, 3436 nucleotides long. RefSeq names its product receptor-like protein kinase HERK 1. Gene Ontology annotation, biological process: protein autophosphorylation. The transcript is spliced from 2 exons. Bases 487 to 2991 code for a protein of 834 amino acids. Gene Ontology annotation, cellular component: plasma membrane; plasmodesma. The record is from RefSeq and is a predicted model, not a curated record. Gene Ontology annotation, molecular function: ATP binding; transmembrane receptor protein tyrosine kinase activity. NCBI's taxonomy places the organism in Eukaryota, Viridiplantae, Streptophyta, Magnoliopsida, Cornales, Cornaceae.